Molecule: messenger RNA, 2340 nt
Organism: Salvia miltiorrhiza (redroot sage)
Lineage: Eukaryota; Viridiplantae; Streptophyta; Magnoliopsida; Lamiales; Lamiaceae
Product: protein FAR1-RELATED SEQUENCE 5-like
Exons: 5
Coding region: 1-2340 (779 amino acids)
Biological process (GO): regulation of DNA-templated transcription
Molecular function (GO): ATP binding; ATP hydrolysis activity; zinc ion binding
Source: RefSeq, a predicted model, not a curated record
AUGACUUUUGCUCUUGUUGCCGGAGGAGAGGUGAGAGAGAAAGUCGGGAAGAGAGGGGGAGAGCGUCGACGACUUUUGCUCUUGUUGCCGGAGGUCGAAACUGGAGGCGAAGGGGAGGCGGCGAUCGCUGAGCUGGGGCUGGGUCGGUGCGCGGACACAAUCAUUGGGAACAGCUUCGUGCGCGGUGUCUCCGGCGGGGAGCGGAAGCGGGUGAGCAUCGCGCACGAGAUGCUGGUGGACCCCAGCCUGCUGGUCCUCGACAAGCCGACGUCGGGGCUCGACGCCACGACGGCCUACCACCUCAUGGCGGCGCUGGGGGGCCUCGCGGCGAGGGGGAAGACGGUGGUGAUGUCGGUGCACCAGCCGUCCAGCCGUGCCUACCAGAUGUUCGACGAUUUGCUCAAACCAUACGUGGGUAAAGUGUUGAAGACAUUGGAUGAAGCGUAUGAGUUUUAUUCUAUGUAUGGACAUGCAGUGGGCUUCGAUACUCGUAGGGGGGGUAUUAAAAGAGGCAAACAUCGACAAGUAUUGUAUCAAUACUUCAUCUGUAGAAGAGAAGGUGUGAAGCCGGACUCGAAGAAAGAUAUAUCAGAAUCAAGUGUUCAAAAGAAAAUACGACGCCGGAAACCAUCUACCAGAAAUGGCUGUAAGGCUCGUAUCACUGCAACACUUAAUGAUGAUGGCAAUUAUGUUUUCACCAGCUUCUCUGAAUUACACAAUCAUUCCCUCGUAACUGAAGAUGUUCGUCACCUUAUGAAAUUCAAUCGCAAAAUGGAUGAGUCACAUCAGAUGAUUAUGCUGAAGUGUGCCAAGUCCAAUAUUGGACCAGUGAGGGCAUUUCGUAUUUUUAAAGAACUGGUUGGAAGUUUUGAGGAAGUGGGGUGCACCAGCAAGGACUUUAAAAACCUAUCGUACAACAUGAAUUCAUACGCGGAUGGUGUUGAUGCACAACUACUACUUGACAGGUUUCUAAGUAAACGUGAAACUGAUGAAGGUUUCAAGUGUGAAUAUUUAGUUGAUGAAACUCACAAGGUGAAGAGUUUGUUCUGGAGUGAUGUUGUUGCUGUUCAAAAUUACUCGUUGUUUGGUGAUGCGGUGUCCUUUGAUGCCACGUAUACAACGAACAGGUACGACAUGAUUUUUGCUCCAUUUACCGGCAAGGAUAAUCAUGGUGGGUGUGUUACAUUUGGAGCAGGGUUACUAACCAGAGAGGACGUGAAUUCAUACUCAUGGAUUUUAAAACAUUUUAUUGAAUGCACGGGAACCGCUCCUGCAAUGAUUAUAACAGAUCAAGACCCAGCGUUGAAAAUUGCUGUUGAAAAUGUAAUGCCCAACACUAGACACAGGUUCUUUGAUUUUGAAAGGAAAUGGACAGAAGUAUUAGAUCAGUAUGAGUUGACUGACAACACAUGGCUUGCCGAUAUGUUUUCACUCCGUUCGUAUUGGAUACCUGCCUACUUUCGAGAUUUGAGCAUGAGCGGCUUGUUUAGAAUGACAUCAUUAUCCGAAAGCGAGAAUAGUUUUUUUCGGAGAUACUUGAAUCGGAAUUCCAAUCUCGCUGCAUUCUACAUUCACUUUGAGAGUGCUAUGGAGGCACAACGGCAUAAUUACAAACAGGCGUGCAUUGUAGAUCAGACAACGGUGCCCCAAUUGAAGACUCACACCCCACUGGAACACCAUGCCUCACUUAUAUACACCAGGAAUGUGUUUAUGGAUAUUCAAAUGGAGAUCAUUGAGGCUGUUGAUAGAUGCCGCAUAAAGUCAAUGGAGACAGACGACGACGAGCAAUGGUACUCCGUAGAUGACAGAUCUAAUGGUGUGUUUAAGGUUGUGCAUAUAGCGUCUGAAGAAACCAUUACAUGCUCCUGCAAAAAGUUUGUGAUGGUUGGUCUUAUAUGUCGACAUAUGUUUGUUGUUAUGCGAAACGUGGGAAUGAAGUUAAUUCCUUCCAAAUAUAUAGUACAUCGAUGGCUAAAGGCUGCUAGUGCAGAAGUUAUAUCAACUAGCAACAUGAAGUCACGCAACAAGUCAUUGAUGGCAGAGGCUCUUCGUUGUAUUGGCAUUGCAGAAGGGAAUGACGAGCUAGUUGAUUCACUCUUAACAGAACUGAAACGUUGGGCAGAAAUUAAUUCAGACGGUGCACAAUGCUUGUCUCCGGCGAGCGGGAAGCAAAAAAUGUUUAAAUUAUUUUAUGGUUCGAAGAUCCCUUCAGUUGUAACUGUUCAUCCACCAGAUGCCGUGAAGACUAAGGGAAGUGGCAAGAGAUUGAAGUCAACUUAUGAGGUAGCAGCUGAAAAGGCGAAAAACCAAAGAGAAGAUGCAGGAAAUGUCGCCGUCUAG